Molecule: messenger RNA, 2887 nt
Organism: Patiria miniata (bat star)
Lineage: Eukaryota; Metazoa; Echinodermata; Asteroidea; Valvatida; Asterinidae
Gene: hadh
Product: hydroxyacyl-coenzyme A dehydrogenase, mitochondrial-like
Exons: 8
Coding region: 122-1057 (311 amino acids)
Biological process (GO): fatty acid beta-oxidation
Cellular component (GO): mitochondrion
Molecular function (GO): (3S)-3-hydroxyacyl-CoA dehydrogenase (NAD+) activity; NAD+ binding
Source: RefSeq, a predicted model, not a curated record
UUGACCUUUGACACGAUAUUCAGCGAAUUGAACUGAGUCGACAGGGAACGUGCAAACUUUGCUUUCCAAGUUCGUGAGAAAUUCACUUCAUUUUGCAAGAGAAAUCAGCGGAAUUGAGACGAUGUCUUUUGUCACAAAGGUGAUACACAGGGGUUUGACCACCUCUGCGUUGAGGAUGGCAGCCAUAAAGAACGUAACGGUCAUCGGCGGCGGACAAAUGGGUGCGGGAAUUGCGCAGGUUGCCGCCCAGACAGGACAUCAUGUGACCGUGGUCGACCAAUCAGAGGAAAUCCUUGCUCACUCCAGACUGACGAUAGAGCGGAGUCUGGCCAGAGUCGCAAAGAAGAAAUUUGGGGAAGAUGCUAAGGCAGCUGAAACAUUCACAAAGAAUGCAAUGUCUCUCAUUGACGUAAACACAGAUGCGUUAGCCGCCGUAGCAAAGACAGAUCUGGUGAUUGAAGCCAUCGUAGAAAACGUCAAAGUCAAACAAGAGCUGUUCAGCCAACUUGACAAAGUAGCCCCUGCAGAGACUAUCUUUGCCAGCAAUACCUCAUCAAUUCCUAUCUCAGACAUUGCCAGUGGUACCGACAGAAGAGAUCGGUUCGGCGGAAUUCACUUUUUCAAUCCUGUGCCUGUUAUGAAACUCGUCGAGGUCGUCAGAACACCAGAACAGAGUGAAGCGACGAUUAAAACUCUCACAGAGUUUGUUGUUAAGUUAGGCAAAGUGCCAGUUGCAUGCAAAGAUACUCCGGGAUUCAUCGUCAACAGACUACUCGUACCCUACAUGAUGGAAUCUAUCAGACUUCUAGAAAGAGGUGAUGCCUCGGCAAGAGACAUUGACACCGCGAUGAAGCUAGGUGCUGGUUAUCCAAUGGGGCCCUUUGAGUUAGCGGACUAUGUGGGCCUUGAUGUCACCAAAUUCAUCAUUGAUGGAUGGCAUGAGAAGUACCCAGAUAAUCCAAUCUUCGAACCCAGUCCGCUCCUGGACAAGAAGGUGGCAGACGGCAAACUGGGCACAAAAACCGGCGAGGGGUUCUACACCUACGGCAAGAAAUAGAUCCAACCGCUGGUCUCAAACAAAAAUUCGUUAUAUAGUCUGACUCAUCAGCAAGGUUAAAGGCAUAUAGGAUCAUUUGCAUUAUUCCAAAAUGUUACCUUCUAAAUUAUUAUCAAAAAAAGUUUACUUGGAUUAAAGAUGGUAACUGGUAUUAAACACCCUGUGAAAUUAUUCCAUCUGGCUUGCUGUCAUUUAGAAGAAAUCAAGAAAUGUAGGUGAUUUCCAACGAUCAGUCAGUUGAUUGAUUUUUGGAAAUAAAGAGUUUUAUUUACGGAAUAGUGUUUCCUGAUCAAAAUUUUGCAUGGUUUUUCACUGUUUUUUUUUCGAUAUAGUGUAAACCCACUGAGCUGAAACUUCAACAGAUUCGGUUUUGAACAUUCUUCUUUGGAUUUUGAGUGGUGUUAUUUCUGGGAACGAACAAAAAAUGCACGAAAAGCAAAUGAUCCUAUAUGCCUUUAAUGAUGUUGAAACUUUUUGCUGCCUGAUAAACUUUUUAUACCAUUGAUAGAUUUGGUUUUGCAGAAUCUCUGAGUUAUCGUAUGAGGCUUUGACCAGCAGUAACAUUAGAAAGGGGUACAGAAUUAAAAAUCAGAAUCCAUUUCAGUGUAAAUUUGUCCUCAAAAGUAUGUGACGAGCUAAACGCUGGAUCUAUCAUCAUGUUUCCAGAAAGUUGCAGACGCCCUCAAUUGUCCCAUAGUAGUUGUUCAGAAAUAAAACAUACACGUGUAAAUUCGAUUGGUGAUAAAAUUUGUUGAAGAACACGAACAGAUCUUCUUUAAUCCUAACCUUCCCGAAUCCUACAAAAUCCUCAAAAUUUUUGGACUUUGCAGGAUUGAGGCUAUAUGGCAAAAGUGUGUAGCUGAUUUCGAACGAUGCACUGUGUCGCGGUCUUGGGCCAGACCUUGUGUUGUUUAUGCUCAGCCUUGCAGAAAUUUAGGGCCACAUUAGACUUGAAAUCCUCCGCAUUGCUCCAGGAUGUCACUGGCUCUGCCUCAAACAUAUUGACAGUGAUUGCUGGAGGAUUUUGCAGGAUUGAGGCAAGUGGUCACCCCUCCAAGGACCACAUUCAAGAAAUAACGGAGGAUUUUGCAGGAUUGAGGCUGUAUGCUAUUUUCACAUGGAGGCAGUUGGAGGAUUUUGUAGGAUUGAGGUAACAUCCUAGCAAAUCUACUUCAGGAGCUAGAGUUAAGUCUACAUCCUCAAAUACUAAACACUAUAUUGGAAUACAAGCUCGUACAUUUUUUGUAUUUUUUGUUUUUAAACAAAAAAUACAAAAAAUGUACUGGCUUGUUGCUCCUCAGUGAGUUUCAAUUUUUUGAAAAAGAAAGAAAAUAGACUUCAUAUCUUUCAGUUGAUGUGUGUGAUGACAUUAGAUUAUAUGAAUCUUUAAAAGUUGGAGUACUUGUAAUAGGUAACUUUUGGAGUAAUUUCUGUACAAAUUUAAUUUCUGGAGACAACUGUAUAGAUUGAAAAACUUUAAUUUGCACAGUUUUUACAAAAUAAACUGUGUCUAAUUGUUGAAUAGUCUAAAUUUGCGAAAAAAUCUUGAGUUCGAAAAAGGAAAGGAAAGAAAAUUUACUUGUGCCUUAUGUAUAUAGGAUCGUAAGCAUCCGAGUGGUAAGAUACCUCAUCAGAAAAACCAGUUGAAUAAUUGCAAAUAAAAUUUGCAUUUGUGUUUUUGUUUGAAUAAACUUAAAUCACUAGCUUUUUGUUACGUCAUGUUUACAGGUAAUUUUAUACGAUGUGCUAUAUUUGACAGUCUCGGUUUUCAGUUGUUGUUUUAUCGUUAGAAAGGUUGCAUGCGAAUAAAGUGUUAGAUUAUGAGGGGAA